CAAGCAUCUCAAAUUUGAAGAAAUUGCGACAAAAUGCAUGUGAAUAUAUGGAAUGAUAAAGUGCAAAAUCCAUUAUUGUGGAAGGGAGUCUAUGAAUAUGAUGCUACUUUGUUUCCAGAAAAUCAGAUUCCAGAGUGGUUGAGUUAUGUUCAUGAGUUUUUAAAAGAUAAUGAUGAUGGCAGGCGGAGGAAAAAAGAAGAGUGGGUAAUAGAUAUUGAGGGGCCACACUAUUUGGAGGAGAUAAGCGGAGUUGUAUUAUAUCUCGUAAUGUUUUUGAAAGAUACUUCAAGCUGGACUGGUGGUAAGUGUGAUGCUAAGAUAACCACUAACGGCUCAAAUCAUGUAUGUUGUAUUAAAGGAGUACAAUUGCUUAAUAUGGAUUGGUUCAACUCAACGGAAAAGACGCCUGGAUAUAUUGUAUGGGUGGGGUACUCUAAUUUACAAUCUUUUGAACUAAAGGUUUUGGACAAUUUGCGAGUUCAAUUUGAUAGUUUCCAUGGGGGAAGGUGA
Juglans regia (Persian walnut) is the source of this 510-nucleotide messenger RNA. RefSeq lists its product as uncharacterized. NCBI's taxonomy places the organism in Eukaryota, Viridiplantae, Streptophyta, Magnoliopsida, Fagales, Juglandaceae. The record is from RefSeq and is a predicted model, not a curated record. The transcript has 3 exons. The coding region runs from base 34 to 510 and encodes 158 amino acids.